Molecule: messenger RNA, 3269 nt
Organism: Diospyros lotus (date-plum)
Lineage: Eukaryota; Viridiplantae; Streptophyta; Magnoliopsida; Ericales; Ebenaceae
Product: RNA polymerase II C-terminal domain phosphatase-like 2
Exons: 18
Coding region: 193-2808 (871 amino acids)
Molecular function (GO): RNA polymerase II CTD heptapeptide repeat phosphatase activity
Source: RefSeq, a predicted model, not a curated record
CGACCGCUGCAUCAUUGUUUGAAGCGGUGGCCAGAGAGAGGGAGGGAGGGGUAAGAGGGAGAGAGAGGAAGGGAGGAAGGAAGAAAGAAAGAAAGUGAGGGGAAGUGCUAGAGAAAGUGAGAGUCAGGGAAGGUCUUUGUGCUGUUCUGUGGCUCAAUUCGCUGUUUGUUUGUUCUUGGAUUUUUAUUUCUCAUGAGUCGUUUAGGGUUCAAAUCCGUGGUCUACCAUGGCGACUCUUGUCUGGGAGAGUUGGACGCACUGCCAGUCAAGGACCAGAAUUUCCAAUUCCCGAACAACGAGAUUCGAAUUCACCACCUGUCUCCAGUCAGCGAACGAUGCCCUCCCCUCUCAAUCCUUCAAACGAUUUCCCCGUUCUCCGUCCGGUGCAAGCUCGAAUCGUCGUCGCCAAUUGAACAGCCUCACCUGAUCAAUCUUCACGCCUCUUGCUUCCACGAACUCCAGACGGCGGUGGUGCUGAUUGGCGACGAGGAGCUUCACUUGGUCGCAAUGCCGAGUAAGCUGAAGAAAUUUCCGUGCUUUUGGUGCUAUGCUGUUCCAUCCGGCUUGUACCCUGCUUGUCUGGGGAUGUUGAAUUUGCGGUGUCUCGCCAUUGUGUUCGAUCUUGAUGAAACUCUGAUUGUUGCGAAUACGAUGAAGUCAUUCGAGGACAGAAUUGAGCUGUUGCGUGUUUGGAUGGCCCGCGAAACGGAUUCAGUUCGUGUUUCAGGAAUGACGGCUGAAUUGAAACGGUACACGGAUGAUCGAGCUUUGUUGAAGCAGUAUGCAGAGUCUGAUUACAUUUUGGAUAAUGGCAAGAUGUUUAAGGUUCAAUUUGAGGAAGUUCUUCCAUUAUCAGAUAGUCAGGAGAAAAUCGUCCGCCCGGUUAUAAGAUUGCCUGAAAAGAAUAUAGUCCUUACGCGCAUUAAUCCGGAGAUUCGUGAUACUAGUGUGCUGGUUAGGUUAAGACCUGCCUGGGAGGAUUUGAGAAGUUAUUUAACUGCAAAAGGACGGAAAAGAUUUGAAGUUUAUGUUUGUACCAUGGCUGAAAGAGAUUAUGCCCUAGAGAUGUGGAGGCUGCUAGAUCCAGAGGCCCAUUUGAUAAGUGCAAAGCAGUUAUUGGAUCGAGUCAUAUGUGUCAAAUCAGGUGCAAGGAAAUCUUUGUUCAGUGUCUUCCAAGAUGGAAACUGCCUUCCAAAGAUGGCAAUGGUGAUUGAUGACCGCCUGAAGGUUUGGGAAGAUAGGGAUCAACCUCGAGUUCAUGUAGUACCUGCUUUUGCUCCUUAUUAUGCUCCUCAGGCGGAGACAGCACAUCCUGUUCCAGUCCUAUGUGUGGCAAGGAAUGUUGCAUGCAAUGUUAGAGGUGGUUUCUUCAAAGAGUUUGACGAGAGCAUAUUAAGAAGAAUCUCUGAGCAGUUCUUUGAAGAUGAGGUGGUAAAUUUGCCUGCUGCUCCUGAUGUGAGCAACUACUUGAUCUCCGAGGAUUAUACUUUCCUACAAAAUGGCAAUACUAACGCCCCAAUUGCUGAGGGAAUGAAUGGUCCUGAAGUUGCCCAGAGACUGAACCAGCCGGAUGAUAAGAUUGUGGCAGCAGAUUCUUUUUGUCAUCCUAUGACAAAUAAUCCAGAGCUUAGAUCUGAAGCCUCCAAGCUGCCCAUGUCAAAUGUUCCAACUUUUUUUACUUCACCAUCUUUCAGAACAUUGGUACCUUCAGAGAAGCCUAGUCUGCUUGGAGCUCCUUUCAGACGAGAUGGUGCCUUUUCUGAAUCUGAUCCUGAGUCAAAGAGAAGAUUCCUCAUAGUGAACCCUUCUCAAGAUAAACGUUAUACAGUCUCAGGCGAACCUCAUCUGCUGUCUAGAUUGCCUACACAACUACCAAUUACUCCUGCCCAACCACAGGGAGGCUGGUUAGUUGAAGAAGAUAAUAAUAGAGGACAUUUGACUAACAGAAAUCCUGUUCAAGAGUCUGAUGCAUUAAAAACUGAUAAACAGCGAACUUGUCAAACUCCAUCUCAUCUUGGAACAGCGAGUUCUACUUCUGCAGGAUUAUUAUCACACAUGUCUGAAGUGAAGGGAAAAGAGGGAUAUCCAGGACGGGAAAUACAAAGGCAGAAUCCUUCAGCAGAUGGUAGUGUACCUCCAAAUCAACUAUCCUCCAAUGGUAGAGAACUUCUAACUGAAGGUGGAAAAAUGAACUCGCUAUCAUCUGCUUUUUGUAUUGGAGUUUUACAGGAAAUUGGAAGAAGAUGCAGCUCAAAGGUUGAGUUCAGGUCUGUUGUGAGCACCAGUAAAGAUUUACAAUUUUCUGUUGAGGUUUUGUUCACUGGUGAAAAGAUUGGGUUUGGGAUGGGCAAGACAAGGAAGGAUGCCCAGCAACAGGCUGCUGAGAAUGCCCUCCACAGCCUGGCUGAUAGAUACAUAUCAUAUAUUGAACCUUGUUCUGGAGCCAUGGACGGAGAUUUUCAUAAGCCUUCCCUUGCAAGUGAAAAUGGAUUUUUAUGGGAUAUAAGCAGUCCUGGAUCAGACAAACCCGUAUUGGAAGAUGGGUUGGCUAAAGAAAGCUCUUCUGAGGUGGGGACUUGUGAUAAAGGAAAAGGUGGAGUGAGCUGGUCUUGUUCACUACUGCUGCCUUCACCCUGUUCUCAGUUCCUGUCUUUAGAGGUUCCUGAAGAGGCACUUGCCAACACUUCCUCUCAAGGGGCAAGCCAGCGAGUACAAAAGCAUUCAAAUUCUACCGGGACAUUGAUUGGGAUGUCUACUAAUCAAAUCAGUUUCUCCAACACCCCCUUCAAGCUGGCGAGUAUAUGUUGACCAUUCUCAGCUUGCAUGUUGUCGCAGUCCGUUGCAAGUAAACGGCAAAAGGAAGAAGUGCCCAGUUCACAAGGUCUGUCAUGCUUGUCACAGCCAAAGAAUGGGAAUUGUGUUUCAUGAAAAAUUAUGAAAACUGUAGAAGGAUGAAACAGCCUUAGUUCUCACACCAGAAUUUUUGCACGAUAAAGAGUUUUACAGUGUCCGGCCGGUUAAGUUAAUAUUCUCCUUUUUUUUUUUUUUUUUUUGUCUUAGUUUCUCUUUCAGAAAAGCGGGCAAAUUUUUUGUUCAUGCCCCCUUUUUCGUUCAUGGAUGAUAAGGGUAGAUAGUAGUCUGUUGCUGUUUGUAAUUUUUCUGUAUUUAGCAUUGUGGUUAGCAAUCAAUCUAUGGUAGAUAUCCCCAAAUCUGAAUCAUAAGGGAUAGAGGAGGCUUUCUAGUGUUUCUCUUCUUUGAUGGUAUUUUAA